GGGGGUUUAAACAUACAAAGGAAUUGCUGGGACCAGCAAAAGGGCAGGCGGCGCGGAGCGGAGUGGAGUAGAGGGGAGGGAAGGAGAGGGGAGGGGAACGAGCGAGCUAGCUGCUCGGGCUGGAGACGGCGUGCGGGCUGGAGACGAUGCGCGGUUGAGAAAGAAGGCGGAGACGUGGACUGGAGACUCAUUGAGCCCCCCUCUUAGAUCGCGACAGCACAAACACUUUGAGGAACGACAAUGAUGACUCCAGCGGCCCCCGGGGUCCUGGGAUUCCUCCUCCCGGCCCUCUGGCUCCACUCCAGCGUUUUCCACCAAACUUGGGCAGCCCCGUCCCCAAUCAUCAAGUUUCCGGGCGAUGUCUCUCCCAAAACAGACAAAGAGUUGGCUGUACAAUACCUGAACACAUUCUACGGCUGCCCUAAAGAGAGCUGCAACCUGUUUGUGCUGAAGGACACCCUGAAGAAGAUGCAGAAAUUCUUUGGACUGCCAGAGACAGGAGAGCUGGACCAGAACACUAUUGAGACCAUGAAGAAGCCACGAUGUGGGAACCCAGAUGUGGCCAACUACAACUUCUUCCCCCGGAGACCCAAGUGGGAGAAGAACCAGAUCACAUACAGGAUCAUUGGUUACACACCUGAUCUGGACCCUGAGACUGUAGAUGAUGCUUUUGCUCGAGCCUUCAAAGUCUGGAGUGAUGUGACACCUCUCAGAUUUUCACGUAUCCAUGAUGGGGAAGCUGACAUCAUGAUCAACUUUGGUCGUUGGGAGCAUGGGGAUGGAUAUCCCUUUGAUGGGAAGGAUGGACUCCUGGCUCAUGCCUUCGCUCCUGGAACUGGUGUAGGAGGAGACUCCCAUUUUGAUGAUGAUGAGUUAUGGACCCUGGGAGAAGGACAAGUGGUCCGAGUGAAAUAUGGGAAUGCUGACGGUGAGUAUUGUAAGUUUCCCUUCCUGUUCAACGACAAGGAAUACACCAGUUGCACAGAUGCUGGCCGUAGUGAUGGCUUCCUCUGGUGUGCGACCUCCUACAACUUUGACAGUGAUGGGAAGUAUGGCUUCUGUCCCCAUGAAGCUCUGUUUACCAUGGGUGGGAAUGCUGAGGGGCAGCCUUGCAAAUUCCCAUUCAAGUUCCAAGGUACCUCUUAUGACAGCUGUACUACAGAGGGCCGAACAGAUGGCUACCGCUGGUGUGGCACUACCGAGGACUAUGAUCGUGACAAGAAAUACGGUUUCUGCCCUGAGACUGCCAUGUCAACUGUUGGGGGGAACUCUGAAGGUUCUCCCUGUGUCUUCCCCUUCACCUUCUUGGGCAGCAAGCAUGAAUCCUGUACAAGUGCUGGCCGUAGUGAUGGCAAAAUGUGGUGUGCCACAACAGCCAACUAUGAUGAUGACCGCAAGUGGGGUUUUUGCCCUGACCAAGGGUAUAGCCUGUUCCUUGUGGCAGCCCAUGAGUUUGGCCAUGCUAUGGGACUGGAGCACUCAGAAGACCCUGGGGCACUGAUGGCACCAAUCUACACAUACACUAAGAAUUUCCGCCUAUCCAAUGAUGACAUCAAGGGCAUUCGGGAGCUGUAUGGGUCCUCCACUGACACCGACACUGGCACUGACACUGGCCCAACCCCCACCCCGGGGCCUGUCACUCCUGAGCUCUGCAAACCAGACACACACAUCGUGUUUGAUGGCAUCUCACAGAUUAGAGGAGAAACAUUCUUCUUUAAGGACAGGUUCAUGUGGCGGACGGCAAACUCAAGGGAGAAGCCCACAGGGCCCCUGCUUGUGGCCACGUUCUGGCCAGAAGUUCCUGAGAAGAUAGAUGCAGUAUAUGAGGCCCCACAGGAGGAAAAGGCUGUGUUCUUCUCAGGGGAUGAGUACUGGGUCUACUCAGCCAGCACCCUGGAGCGGGGCUAUCCAAAGAAGCUGACUAGCCUUGGGCUGCCUCCAGAUGUUCAGCGCGUGGAUGCUGCCUUCAGCUGGAGCAAAAACAAGAAGACAUAUAUCUUUUCUGGAGACAAGUUCUGGAGGUACAAUGAAGUUAAAAAGAAAAUGGACCCUGGCUUCCCCAAGCUUAUUGCUGAUGCCUGGAAUGGGAUCCCUGACAAUCUUGAUGCUGUGGUAGAACUGCAGGGAAGUGGACACAGCUAUUUCUUCAAGGACUGGUAUUACCUUAAACUGGAGAACAAGAGUCUUAAAAUUGUAAAAGUUGGAAACAUCAAAUCGGACUGGCUGAGCUGCUGAACUUUGUAAACUCUCUGUAACCCAAUAUUUACAUCUCUUAUCCCUCCCUCCCUUCUCUGUCACUAGCUAGAUCUGAAUACUCGUUACUAGCCCAGGCUGGUACUGGUUGCCCCAAGAAUUAAGGACCUAUUGGUCAAUUCUAUCACAUUUUGGUAAUUUAAGAUUUUGUACAGUGGCCUCCCCUCCUACCCCAAUUCCCUAACCCAGGGAUAUAGAUGUUUAUUAUAUAUACCCUCAUCUCCUCCCUUUCCCUCUCCUGCCCUACCUCCAGGCCCCCAGUAAGUGUUGAGUGAGCCACGGAGGGCCUCCUGGUGUUUACUCCCUGCCUCCGAGGAGAUACUUGGAUAUCUUCUGGGUAGUCCUGCCCAGGGCUGCUCUGGUGCUGUCCCCACUUAAGGUCUUUCUCCCUCCUCUGCUCCCUCAAAAGCCCAGCAGAGACUAUCUGGACUGGGCACUGGUGGCCCUGACAACCUGCCAUGGAGCCCUGGGAGGGAGUCAUGGUCUAACGGCAGCUGUGUUAAUCUGCUUUAACACCACUAGCUGCCCUAGUAUUAGAUUCACUAGCCAUUUGCUUCAAUGCACUUUGGUCUUUUUUUGUUUGUUUGUUUUUUGUUUAAAAUUCAUUUCUGGACAGAAGGACUCAGGUUUUCUGAAGUCACUGCAUGAUGUGCCCGGGCCACAUAAUAACGUUUAACUGGCUCAUGUUUUAUAGAAUUUCCCAACCAUCAUGACCCCUUUACAUCUGGCAGAGGGGAGAAAAAAAAAGCCACAGUUGUUCCCCUUCCCACUCCUUCCUUCCCCGUGAGAAAUGUCAACAAGUAUGAAUAAAGAAAUCCAUUGUGCCCGGGA
Trichosurus vulpecula (common brushtail) is the source of this 3084-nucleotide messenger RNA. It is a transcript of the gene MMP2, whose product is annotated as matrix metallopeptidase 2. Lineage: Eukaryota; Metazoa; Chordata; Mammalia; Diprotodontia; Phalangeridae. The record is from RefSeq and is a predicted model, not a curated record. Gene Ontology annotation, molecular function: zinc ion binding; metalloendopeptidase activity. Gene Ontology annotation, biological process: tissue remodeling; proteolysis; response to hypoxia. The coding region runs from base 241 to 2235 and encodes 664 amino acids. Gene Ontology annotation, cellular component: extracellular matrix. The transcript is spliced from 13 exons.